GAAAGAUUUAAUAGGACGAACGCACAAUAUGGAUGCGAUUCAAAGAGUCAAGAGAGAUUAUCCAUGGAUUCAAACACCUUUGAUUGUAGGCGCGCCGAUGAGGCUUAUUGCGCUUGCCGAAUUGGCGGUUGAGAUUUCGAGGGCGGGUGGUAUUGGUUUCAUAGGCGCCGGAACAGAUAUAUCAACUCUAUCGACCCACCUCCAACACGCUCAAUCCCUUCUUUCCCCUCUUCCCCCAUCCGCCAUCCUCCCCAUAGGCAUCGGCGUCAUCUCCUGGGCUGCCCCCCUCGCCCCUGUCCUGCCCCUUAUCUCAACCUACAAACCCGCCGCAAUAUGGUUGUUCGCUCCAAAACAGACUUCGGACCUUAUUCCCUGGGCAGUCGAGACGCGGAAAGUGAGUCCACAGACUAAGAUCUGGGUGCAGGUGGGUAGUGUAGCUGAAGCGAUUGAAACAGUGAGGUUGGUCGGGCCGGAUGUGUUAGUUGUGCAGGGGGCAGAUGCGGGGGGUCAUGGGUUGGUGAAGGGGGCAGGAGUAGGGGUUUUGGUCCCAGAGGUGUGUGAUGCUGUUACUGCGUUUGGUGAAACGGAGAGGGUUGGAGAUGUGGUGGAAGGAGUGGUAGAGAAGCCGGUGGUUCUUGCAGCUGGAGGAAUUGUCGAAGCUAGAGGCGCAGCUGCUGCACUGGCGCUCGGUGCUGCGGGUGUGGUCAUGGGAACCAGGUUUCUAGCUUCCAAGGAAGCGGUGAUUGCGAAGGGGUAUCAGAACGAGGUUUUAAGGGCGAAAGAUGGAGGUCAGACGACUGUUAGAACGAAGGUUUAUGAUACGCUGAGGGGGACGACUGGAUGGGCAGAUACGCACAAUGCAAGGGGUAUUGUUAACAAGAGUUUUAAGGAUGCGGUGGCGGGUAUGGGGGAUGAGGAGAAUAAGAGGUUGUACGAGGAGGAGACGACGAAAGGGGAUGAAGGAUGGGGAGUGGAAGGUAGGAUGACAACGUAUGCGGGUG
This is a messenger RNA of Lindgomyces ingoldianus, 1001 nucleotides long. Its product is annotated as inosine monophosphate dehydrogenase. The annotation marks the transcript as partial. The transcript has 2 exons. The record is from RefSeq and is a predicted model, not a curated record. Gene Ontology annotation, molecular function: nitronate monooxygenase activity. Lineage: Eukaryota; Fungi; Ascomycota; Dothideomycetes; Pleosporales; Lindgomycetaceae.